Mangifera indica (mango) is the source of this 1955-nucleotide messenger RNA. RefSeq lists its product as uncharacterized. The record is from RefSeq and is a predicted model, not a curated record. The transcript has 2 exons. NCBI's taxonomy places the organism in Eukaryota, Viridiplantae, Streptophyta, Magnoliopsida, Sapindales, Anacardiaceae. The coding region runs from base 612 to 980 and encodes 122 amino acids.
UUUUACUUCCCCCCUUUCAGCACUGCACCUUUCUUCUCCAUUCUCCCGACCACAACCCUUUUCUGCUCUCAUUUCCUUUUCUAAAUUUUAGCCACAAAUUGACGCGUCAGCCUUCCAGCUUCUUCCAAUUUCAUUUCAUUUCUUCUCAAACGCGUCAACCCCACAACACUGCAGAAACAGAAUUCACUCCAGCCCCAGAAAAACGUAAUUCACAUCUUCCUUGGCAGCCCCUCCAUUUCACACAUUUCAGCCACGCGUUAGCCCCACUCUUUCACACUGCAGUUCUAUGCUCCAGCUUCAACAAAACUCGCACGUUUCUUCCUUGCCAGCCCCACCACUUCAUCCAUCUCAAGCAAAAAUCUGACGCGUCAACUUGAAACGGAAAACAUCACACUCGUCAGCCCCACUUUUUUUUCCAUCCUAAAAUUCGUAAAUUCGUCAGCCUUCCAGCUUCUUCCAAUUUUAUUUCUUCUCAAUGCGUCAGCCCCUAAUUUUUUUUUUCGCACUUGUUCCCUCGAAUUUUCACUUCUUCCUCACACUAAAGCCACGCAUCCAAGUCUAAUUUUUCUUCACAUUUCUUUUCAAAACAGUCCCACAUUUUUUUAGUCUACAUGGAACAAAUUUUUCGUUCUAAAAUGGGUCGGAUUAAAUGCAUUUCUAACAAAAAGAGGCCAUAUGAACGCCUGAGCAAUUUGUCUUCAACAGCACCAUCAUCCUCUUCUCCGAGAACCAGCGACACAACAUCACCGUCACCUCCUCGUUCAGCUCUGAAGACAUCUAAAAAUGCAUUGAAGCCCAAAAGAAAGCAGCAGGAACACAAAUCACGUCCUACAGCAGUGAAACGUACUCCACGGGCAUCUCGAGCAAGCUCUGGACCUUUGUUACUCUUCCCCCGCACUUUGCAAUUUUCUGAUAUCGAUCAAAUGAGCAGGGACAAUGUUUGCAUUUUCAUCCAAUUUCAUCACAUGAGCUUAUCCUGAGCCAGGGAGUUUUCAUCUUUUUCCUCUUCUCUUAUCCAUGCUUAGUUAUGCUUUCUUUAUUACAUGUUGAAUAAACAUUGAGGACAAUGUUUGUCUUAAGUGUGGGGGGAGUCUUUAAUGUUAAUUUUGCAAUUUCAUUUUCAAUUCUUAGAUUAGGUUUAAUUUUCAUGUAGUUUUUAUUUUCAGUUUUAAAUCAAGCCCCCAUUUGUUUAUCCCUUCUUUGAUUUUGGACUAAAUUUUGCAAAUUCACUUUUAGUACCUUAAAAGACACAUUUGUGAAAAUAUUUUUAGGUGAUAUGAAUGAUUAGAGCACCUUUGGCAAUCGAACCCACUUUUUGUCUGUAAAAGGCAAAGAGUGUUGAUACAUUCAUGAUUGGUGAUAGAGUUACUAUUGUUGCAUUUGUCGUUCAGAGUUUGUUGUGCAUGUGGUCAUCUUUUUCGAAAUUGUUUUGCUUACUUAGAGAGGGCUUAUUCGUGCUUAGACAUAUUUUUUUUAGUGUCUCACGAGUCCUAGAACUUGUCACUCAAUCUUUCGAGGCGAAAUAAAAGUUGCUUGCAUUGAUAAGGGAUAUGAUAUAGGCAUUUCUUUGAUUCUUUGUAUACCUCAAAUUGCCUUAUUCUCUUAGCUAACCUUUAUAAAUGUUUAAUCUCUUGUUAGCCCUUUGAGCCAUUUUCUUUUGUGUUUUAUUUACAACCUUUUGCAUUUUCUUUGUUUUAACCCUCAAUCACCCACCUAGCUAAUAAAUUUAUUAAACCUACCCUUUACAUGAGUAUAUUAUUGAUGAGAUAAGUGGAUUUGCAUGUGUUUUUUUUUAGAUCAAUUGAAAAGGAAGAAUGAAGAAAAAUGAGAAAGUCAUGGCAUUAACAUUCUAUAUGCCCCAUGUACAAAGAAAUAAGUUUGGGGGAUUUUGAGAGAAUUAUAUAUAUUCAUACAUGUAGCAAAAAAAAAAAAAAACAAAAAAACAAAAACAAAAA